Messenger RNA from Cygnus olor (mute swan), 5559 nucleotides. RefSeq names its product forkhead associated phosphopeptide binding domain 1 (gene FHAD1). Bases 1390 to 5295 code for a protein of 1301 amino acids. The transcript is spliced from 29 exons. The record is from RefSeq and is a predicted model, not a curated record. NCBI's taxonomy places the organism in Eukaryota, Metazoa, Chordata, Aves, Anseriformes, Anatidae. Gene Ontology annotation, molecular function: protein binding.
CAAAACCUCUGCUGUUAUUUUCCAGUGCAAAACUCUUGCAAGGAUGGAAAAGUAAGGAGACAUUGGCAGCAAACCAUGCAUUUGUGCUUCCUGGUGAGCAAAGGGUGACAAAUGGCUGUGGUGCCGCUGAUCAUAUCCAAGGUCAGCAGCCUGGCUGCCAUCCAGGAGCAGCCCCAUUGUUUGGGGUGGAAAUUUGGGUUGUGCCAAGCAUUGAAGCAGUCUUAGAAAUACAGGAAAAACUUUGCAUGCAGUGUUUUUUGCAGAUUGGGUAAUUAUUUUGGGGGGCAGGGAAGUGCUGUGUUUUUGCAAGCAUGCUUCUGAGCUGAGUUGUAUGGGACUCAGCAGCCCAGUGUUGCAACAUCUGAGCAUGGAGUGCAAUACCCCUUCUCACUAAUCUUGUUAGUUUUGCUGUGGGUGUGGUACAUGUCCCCGGGGAGGUUUGUGGUGGUUUCCAUGGCCUCUCUCAGCCUUCCCAAGGCUGCUGACACCUGCCAGCAUACCGGGUGCUGGGGGAGAUCUUUUGACCCUUUUUAAGGUCUAAAUCUCGCAUAUGGUGAUGUAUUUGUGUCCCUGUAUUGAAACGUGAAGGGAGUGUGAACGAUCUGUGCAGGCAGAAGGACGUAGAGCGUGAGGCAGGAUCAGGCCUGGCUCUUGCCCUCAGCUCACGGUGGCGGCCAUCAUGGUGGCCCGGUUGCCAUGGCGACGGCGGCAGGGAUGGGGAGGCACUGCGAAAUGGCGCCUUGGGGAUGCGUGAGGCCACGGUGGCAGGGUGCAGCCCUCGUCACAGCAACCUGGGCUUAGAUCUCAAUUUAAUUAAUCCCCUCUCCACAGCGGAAUAACCCUCACCAUCACAGGGCAGCUCAAGGGCCUUGGUGAAUCACAGGUGGCGGGCAAUAUAAUACACGCUUUCAAAUAAAGAAUAAGUUAAAAAAGCAAAAAAUGUUCUCUGGCAGGCUCAGACAGGUAGGCUGCAUGACAAACUAUGGUUUCAUACAUGCAGAACAAAUGUCCUGUGAGAAACGAGAGCUGCAGUCUGCACUGACACAGAGCUGUGUUGUGCUGCCAGGCCAGUUGCUUGGAAAAAGGGGAGGAAAAAAAAAAGCAAAAAACAAAACAAACAACAAGGAAAUCAGUAGGGAGUCAGCUGGCUUUGGUUUCACAGGGGUUUCCCUGGCUACUGCAGGGUACAGGGAGGAGCAAAGGGAUGGGUGUGCAGACCCAGGUCCCUUGGCUCUGUAAAUAACUUUACUGCUUUAUUGCAAGAACCAGCAGCAUAUGAGGUGGUGAAGUUGUUCCUGGCUCAGUUGCAUGUGUUGCAGGGGGGAUUACUAAAUGAGUAAUGUAUAUUAUGUUCUGAUUUUUGAGGAUUGCUGGUGAAAAGGUAAUACCAUGAGAGCCUUCCUAAGGAGCUCAGAUGGGUGUUUUCAGCUGAAGCCACAAACAACCACGAUCGGGAGACACGAAGGGUCAGACAUCGUGCUGAAGUCUGCAGGGGUAGAGGAUCAUCACGCGGCCCUCGAGUUCGCAGGCUGGGAGAAUGGCUUUGUCCUGCAGGACCUCAAUUCUCCCCAGGGCACCUUUGUGAACGGCUGCCAGGUGCAAAACGCGGCUGUGCGAGUGAGCCCAGGCGACAUCCUGCACUUCGGGGCACAGGGAGCAUCCUUUGAGCUAGUGGUCGAUGGAGUCCCCCAGACGUCCUAUCCGCCAGUGAAACGUCGCACAGCAUGGGCUGGGCAGCUCCAGGUGGCUGCAAAUCCCCAGCGCUGCUCUGCCGUGUCUCCUGCCCAUCUCCCAUUGCUGCAGUCCCAGCAUCGCCCCAGCACUUGGAGCAGCUGGGCUCCUGCCGUGGCCAGCCCCGUGCCCCAUCCGCCGCUCCAGAAGCGACCCCUGAGCGCCUGGACCAGGAGUGCGACUGCCUCCAGCCCCCCAGAUGCUUUCAGUUGGCGCCCCACAGAGAGGCCAGCCUGGACCACAACCUCAGGCAAUGAUCCAAGUAGUGGGGCAGGAGCCCCUUUCCUGAGGAUUCAUAGCGUGGAUUGCCUUCUGCAGGAAAAGGAUGAAAAGCUGCUGAGACUGGAAAAGGAAAUCAGUCGUCUCUCCGGUUUUGAAGCAGAAUCAAAGCAGAAAGAUACAGUGAUAAGGAGUCUUCAGGACAAAAUUGCAGCGAUGGCCAAGACCAUGGCCCAGGCUGCUGCUAGAAGUGAUGUGGAGCUGACCCAAAAGCUUCUAACAUUUGACAGAGAAAUCAGAGCCAAAACAGAAGAGAUUAAAACCUUAAAGGAACAGAUCAGUGACUUGCAGAAAGAUUCAAGUGAAAUUUUUAGCCAUUCUCUUUAUGAAAGAGACCUGGAAAUUGGAAGCCUGAGAAAAGAAAGCGAGAAGCUAAAGAAGGAUCACGCUUUGACCACAGGUCUAGUGACCAGCCUGCAAAGGGAGAUUGCUGCGAAGGAGCAGAAAAUUCAGCAACUCAAGCAGGACAUGGAGAAAAUAAAGAAGGCAAACAGAGAAAAGGACAACCAGCUGGCAGUUGUGUCUGCCAAGGUUAGCACCCCAGUGACGUGCUCUUGCUCUAGACUUAAAGAGGAAAUGAAGCGUGAACUCGGAGAGAGGGACGUGACUACGUACCAAAAACGCCUUGGAGAGCUGGAGUGUGACCUGAAGGGCUUGCAGGAAGAAGUCCAGAAAUAUCGCAUUGAGCAGGAAACCAUCCAAACCAAGCUGUCUGAGAAAACAAAGGCUGAAGAGGAGCUGAAAAACGCCUGUGAAAGGAAAUCUCUGCAGUUACAGGAGAUGGGGCGCAGGGAGCGCCUGCUGAAAUCUGACGUGGAUCGUGCCAAAGUGCAGCUGGCAUCUUUCAAAACUCAAGUGGUGCAAGUCUGCCUCCCACAAGCAGCAGGAGAGGCAGGGAAGGCCCUCACCAUCCAGCAGGUACUCGAGAAGGUCAGGCAGAUCUGUGAGGAGAACCAACAAAGUCAGGAAAGAGAGAAGCGUCUACAGGAGGAAAUAAGUGCCAGGCUCUCGAAGGAAAAGGAGGUGUCUGAAAAUGUCAAGGUGUUCAAGGAAUCAGUGCGUGAGCUCCAGGCUUUCCUGGGGACCUCGUUCUGCAGCAACAGCUUGAGGAGGGAGCUGUGCAAGUUCGAGGCUGUGCUUGUGGACCCCUUGGUGUUGGACGUGCAGGCAGCUGUGGUGGAAAUUGCUCACGUGGCCCUGUCGUGGCUGGAGGGAGCGGAGCAGCUGCUGGCAAGCGCAGGGUUGGACCUGCCCACCUCUGGCAAAGGAUUGACAGCCUGUUUCAGGAGGUUGUUGGAAAAUAAUCAGGAAACCAUGCAAAGGAAUGAAAUGUUACAGGCCCAAUUAGAGGAAAUCCGGGAGUCACAGGAUGCUUUGCUGCAGGAGCGCCUGAGAGACCAGAAAGUGAAAUACGAGCAAGACCUACAGAUAAAAAUCAAUCAAAUCAUAUUGGAAAAGGAGGAGGAGAAAAAAGAGAUUAUGAAGAGCGCUGCUGCGAAGGAGAAGGACAAGUGUGAGAAAUACAUGGAUGAAGAAAAGAAGAUAGUCCAGGACUUGGAGAGCCGCCUGAGAAGUAUGACUGAGAUAACGGAAACAAAGUCCAAAGAGCAGGAGGUUACAGAUCUCAAACUGAGGGAAGCUGCGCGCAACCUGGAGGAAACCACAGCGCGAGAGAUGAUGUUAAAGCAGCAGGUGCUCAGGCAAGAUGAGCAGCUCAAGAUCAUUCAGGAGGAGAGCGAGGUACUGAAGCAGAAAGUCCAGGAAGAAAUAGCAGGAUAUAAAGAGCAAAUUAAGCAACAUGCUCGGACAAUUGUUGCUUUAGAAGACAGCCUGCUGGAGGCUGAGCAGCAGCAGAAGACGCUUGAGAAGGAAAAUAUCAUGCUUCUGGAAAAAAUAGAAGGACUUCAGGGUGAUGCCUGCAGGGCGACGUUGGGAGCAUCACAGGAGGCCUCUUUCACCGAGGAGUCUCACCAUUGUAUUCUAGAAGAGCUGGCUGCUGCACAGAACAUGCUCCUGGCCAAAGAGGCUGCUAUUGCCAGGUUAACGAAGGAGCUCUCAGAAACCCAAGCCAGGAUGUCGGACAUGAGAGGAGAGCUCAGCGAGAAGCAGAAGGCGGAGCUGGAGUGGAGCCUGGUCCAGGUGAAGAGCCAGGAGCGGGACUUGAACGCGCUGAGGGAGAAGCUGUCGGAGAUGUCCACGCUUGUGGCUAAGAAGGAUCGAGAGCUGAAAGCAGCAGCUGCAGAGUUAAGGCAAGCCCAAGAAGACCGCAAAGCGCUGCAGGAUGCAUCCCGAGAAACGGCACAAGAGCCGGAGACUCUUCUGCAGACGCAGGCACGGGUGACACCUGCCACGGUGGAGGAAGCCUCUGAGACGGAGCCAGCUUUGGACCUGGCUGACCUGGGUGCGAAAUGCAGAGGCCUCAGGCACGAGGAAACAAUCCAGCGCCAAAAAGAAGGCUUGGUGGAGCUCCGGGAAAGGAUCAAGCUGCUGGAGAAGAUGCGGUCCUUGACUGUCAUGAGCAAGGCUGCUGAGCCACUCGUAGUCCAGAAGACAGACUUGCCAGAGAAGAGAGCCCAGAAAGCAGGCCUCGAGAAGGAAGCGGCACCGCUGGCGGGAGCAAAAAUGAAGUGCAGCAAGUGUCUGGGCCGUUUUCCUGACGGGUGCUCACACGUGACCGCCCACGAGACAGCAAGCUUGGAGGUGUUGGAAGCAUUAGACCUCGGGGAGAGGAUGUACCUGGACUUAAUUUGUGCUCUGGGAAGUCUGAUGAAUAUGGAGGAGCUGGCAGGAAUGCAGUCUGUGCAGCAUCUUCCCCAGGAAGAGAGGGAAAAAGUAGGGCAACAGAGACGGAAGGACUUCGAGCUGUUGUACGAGAAAAUCAGCAAGCUCAAGAGUCGCCUGGAAAAGAAAGAGGAAUUGCUCAAAGACUACGAGGCCCGCAUCGAGCAGCUCAGGCUGAAUGAGGAGUCCUUGCAAACGUGCCAGGAGGAGAUGUUGAAACUGGAAGAUGAAGUCUACAGGGAAGCAGAAGAGAAAGCUCUGCUAAGAGAGGCUCUGGAGAGGACCCAGGUCCAGCUGGGGCAGGAGAAGAGGCUGAAUCGAGCGGUGAAGCAGCGCAAGAGCAUUGAAGAGGACAAGGAGAAAAGAAAGGAGAAGGUGCCUCCUGGCUGUGCCCACUCUUCCAGAGGACGAGGCGGGAAGCUUGGACCCCAGCCAUCGGUGCCAGCAAAGCUGAAGACCAAGGAAUGCCCAGCAGAACUGUCAGAGGUGACGGGUGGCACAUAGGAGUGCCACCCCAUGGGCCUUUUGCUCACAGAGGAGAAUGGCAGGAACGCGCCAUUGCGUGUAGGACUCGGGUUUGGGUACAGCACCAGGUGGGCAGGUGGUUGGAAGAACCUGUGCGAGAGGAUCCCGUGGUGUCCGCUGGGACUACUGGAGGGACUGUGAAGCAACACAGGGCCUUGGAAGUCCUGCAGGACUUGUACCACAGCACACGGUGCGGUUUGUAGAAGAGAAAAGGUGGUGUGAAUACAGCCUGGUGAGCGCGUG